AGGGCAGGAGCGGUAAGGGGAACAUGGCCGCGAAGUCGGACGGCGGCAAAGCCGGUGUCGGCUGCGGCGGCGGCAGCGGCUUCGCCCAGCUGUACGACGUUGACGCCGAGGAGCCGCUGGACUCCGCCGCGAUCCACAUCUGCCAGUGCUGCCGCUCCUCCGCCUGCUACUGGGGCUGCCGCUCAGCCUGCCUGGGCUCCCUGCUCGGCGGGGGCCAGCCGGUCGGAGGGGUCGGCGUCCGGGAGACCCACUGCCCUCCCCGGGAGCAGCUGUGGCUGGACUGCCUCUGGAUCAUCCUCGCCCUGCUCGUCUUCUUCUGGGAUGUUGGCACGGACCUGUGCCUGGCGGCGGACUACUACCACAGGCAGAACUACCUCUGGUUCGGCCUGACGCUCUUCUUCGUGCUGGUGCCGUCCGUGCUGGUCCAGAUUCUGAGUUUCCGCUGGUUCGUGCAGGACUACACCGGCGGGGGGCUCGGAGAGGUGGAGGGGCUUACUAAAAGGGGGACGGUGGUUCAGGGCUGCCUGUAUCCCGGAAAGGACCGCCUGCAGCUGGCCAUCAUCUGGCUGUGGCAGGCCACCAUACACAUCCUCCAGCUGGGACAGGUGUGGAGGUACAUCCGAACCCUCUACCUGGGGGUGAUGUCACGGCGGCAAAAGGAGCACCAGCGGCGGUGGUACUGGGCUAUGAUGUUCGAGUACGCCGAUGUCAACAUGCUGCGCUUGCUGGAGACGUUCCUGGAGUCUGCGCCGCAGCUGGUGCUGCAGCUCUGCAUCAUGAUCCAGGAGAACCGAGCCGAGACCCUGCAGUGCAUAUCCUCCCUUGCCUCCCUCCUCUCCUUGGCCUGGGUUCUGGCCUCCUACCACAAGCUGCUGCGCGACUCCCGGGACGACCAGCGCAGCAUGAGCUACCGCGGCGCGCUGCUCCACCUCUGCUGGCGCCUCUUCACCAUCUCCUCCCGCGUCCUCUCGCUCGCCCUCUUCGCCUCCCUUUUCCACAUCUACUUCGGCAUCUUUGUGGUGUUGCACUGGUGCGCCAUGGCCUUCUGGGUGGUGCAUGGUGGCACCGACUUCUGCAUGUCGAAGUGGGAGGAGGUGCUCUUCAACAUGGUGGUUGGCAUUGUCUACAUCUUCUGUUGGUUUAACGUGAAAGAGGGACGGACGCGGUACCGGAUGAUUAUGUACUACACCGUGGUUUUGGCCGAGAAUACCAUCCUGACAGGCCUGUGGUACGCCUAUAGAGAUCCGGCGCUCACCGACUCGUACGCCGUCCCCGCCCUCUGCAGCGUCUACCUGACGUUCGCCGGGGGCGUCCUCGUCAUGUUCCUGUACUACGGCUUCCUGCACCCGGCCACCGCCCACCUCCAGCCGAGCCCCGCCUCCUCCUGCUGCGCCCAGCUGCUCUGGGGUCUGCCGCUUCCCCCGUCGGCCCCGCCCACUGCCCCGCCCACCCCGGCACACAUGGCCAAGUCGCAGACGGAAGAGGACGUGGCCGAGUCGUGCCUUCCCGUCUUCCAGGUGAGGUCCGCCCCACCGAUCUCCAAGCCCGAAGGCCCUCUAAUAAAAAUCGACAUGCCCAGGAAGCGCUACCCGGCCUGGGACGCUCACUACGUAGACAGGCGCCUGCGAAGGACUAUAAACAUCCUGCAGUACAUAACGCCAGCUGCCGUGGGCAUCCGCUACCGCGACGGGCCGCUACUGUACGAACUACUGCAGUACGAGUCUUCACUCUGACACACACACAGGUACACCUGAGCACAUACAGCACUAGAAAAUCACAUACAGGAUGUGGAUGUUCAAACUUAGAGAAGAUAAAGGAAAAAAAAAGUCAUGAGCAAAAGAUCUCACUUGAUAUAAGCACAUGCACACUGAAGCAAUCUCACUUUUAAGCACACACACACUCGCACACACUUCUUGUAAGUCCCGUGGCCAUCACUCAGCAAUCUGCUUCAGUCCAUCUCCUUCUUUCUCACUUCACUUUUUAUGAACCUCCCUUCCAUUCUCUGCUAUGGAGAUGAAAAAAAAAUUUAAAAAGAGAAACAAGCACAUUUCUACAGCAGCGCCUGACCGCGUCAUUUAUGUUGCGAUCAACACGCAUUGAGUGACACAAAAGAGAGAAACAAUUGUCACUUAGAAAAAAUAAAUGGGAUCGUCAAUAUGUGGUUAGUCUAGUCAAAGGGUUGUGUAAAUAUUUUCUUUGUACAGAGCAGAUAUUUUUAAUGUAAUGUCACUUUGUGGCUGGACAAAGAGCUUAAAGAGCGAUGAAGGUUACCAGGGAAGUGCAAAAGAGACAGAAAACAGUAUUAAAAUCACAAACAAAUGUCUCAUCUUACGUCUUAGCUAUUCAGCAUCUAUCAGAUUAUCAAGAGUCGGAUCAACAAAAAUAUAAUAUAAGCUUAGUUUGGUUCAGAAUUACCAGUCAUGGUUUUCCUGAAUACAUUCAAACAAUGGCACCAUACCAAUAUAAUUUAGUGAAAAACAUAUUAAAAACUAGUUUAUUUGUUUUAGUUUUUUGUUCGGUAUAAAUGGGGUUACAUGUCCGUUCUUACACCCAUAGCUGUUCGCAGCCUUUGUAGCUAGAGAAGCUACACCCGCUUUUCUGACUAGCUAGUCAGAGAUUUUUGCAAAAUUGAGAAACUACGAUCAAAAUAUUAAUUAAUAAUUCAACAAAUUGAUAUAAAACAACAAAAAUAAUGAAAUUUUAAUUCCAAAAAGAAUCUUCACUUUAACUAAGACCUGCUUUAUUCCUGUCAGGAGCAUGAGAAAUUUGUUCUUUUGCCUUCAUCACUGUCUUCAUUAGCUUUGUUGUGCUAAUUUAAGAUAUAUUUUCAGAAUACAGCAGAUAAACCUAAAUAUUUUUGGACUAAACAAAACUGUUUGUUUAUUAUGUGAAGAAAUACAGUCAUUAUAAACACAUCAGAUCCACUAUAUUUAAUGCUAGUCACAGACGUUCCUGCUGUUUGCUUAGUCAACAGAGAAAUAGAUAUGAGGCAGCAUAAUAUGCUGUACAUGUGUUACCUAACCGUUUUCCACUUUUCCUUACAAAGGUUGUGGGAGGCUUUAAUACUUUACUCAGACUGUCAAAAAGUGCUAACACUCAGUAAAUCGGUUCAUGUCAGUGUUGGACCACAGCAAAAAAUCCCAGAUCUGGAAAUUACAACAGAGGGCAAGUACACGACUAAUUAUUUCUGAUCCGUGCGUAGCGUUUCUGUGUGAUGUCUUAUUCACGCCAGCCGUUCCUACGCUAACAGAAGCUGAUAUGAAACAGUUGUGGACCUGAGUCGUCACGACCCCCCUGGAUGACUUGUCUUCUCGUGCAUCAUGUCCAGCAUCAACUCCUCCAAAAGCCACCCACGGCUGAGCUGUGAUGUGUGGCUCAUUAUUUAUUUAUUUUUGGUUUGUUUAUCCCUGGUAUACAAGCUGUUACAUUGGCAGGCGACAGCAAAUGGUGCCGAUGCAUCAAUCACGGCCCUGUCUGCAGGAAUGGUGGAGAAAUGACAUGCCGUCGGAGGGGGAGGUCACACUCGCACCAUGGGGUAUAGAGUAAAAAAAAACAUGUUUUCGCCAUGCACUUGCAUAUCAGCAGGUGAAACACAAAU
This is a messenger RNA of Xiphophorus couchianus (Monterrey platyfish), 3598 nucleotides long. RefSeq names its product XK, Kell blood group complex subunit-related family, member 6a (gene xkr6a). Bases 24 to 1733 code for a protein of 569 amino acids. Gene Ontology annotation, cellular component: plasma membrane. The record is from RefSeq and is a predicted model, not a curated record. Gene Ontology annotation, biological process: phosphatidylserine exposure on apoptotic cell surface; apoptotic process involved in development; engulfment of apoptotic cell. The transcript is spliced from 4 exons. Lineage: Eukaryota; Metazoa; Chordata; Actinopteri; Cyprinodontiformes; Poeciliidae.